Molecule: messenger RNA, 849 nt
Organism: Penicillium canescens
Lineage: Eukaryota; Fungi; Ascomycota; Eurotiomycetes; Eurotiales; Aspergillaceae
Exons: 1
Coding region: 1-849 (282 amino acids)
Source: RefSeq, a predicted model, not a curated record
AUGAAUGCUUCAGUUGCUAUCACUCUCUCCCAUGUCGAUACGGAAGUUCGAAAGAUAAGAGAAACAAUGGAUAGUACAUCCCGACUAAAAGUCCUUAACUGGCUUAGCCCCAUCGACCACGAAAACCAACAAAGUGACGCCUUUUCUCAAUGUCAAAGCGGCACGGGAAAAUGGUUCCUGGAGUCUGAAGAGUUCAAACGAUUGCUUCGAGAGCCCAAAGAAGCAUUGCUCUGUCAAGGCAUACCGGGAGCGGGAAAAACAGUCAUGGCAUCCAUUGUUAUCAACCACCUGCAGGGAGAAUUCCCUCAACGAGAUAUUGGAAUUGCCUAUGUAUUUUGCAGUUUCCGUCAACACAAUGAGCAGACGCUAGAGGAUCUCUUAUCCGGCUUCCUAAAACAGCUCGCUCAACAGCAACCCGAGGUUCCCGGGUGUAUCACUACAGCAUAUGGACAAUUCAUUGCCCGGGGCAUUCUUCCAUCGGUUGAAAAGCUUAUAGAACUUCUAAUUAGCGUCAUCAAUUCCUACGGAAAGGUAUUCAUGGUUCUGGAUGCUCUUGACGAGAUAAAUGCUUCCGAUGGAACAACCAGAUCGUUAAUUGCUACGCUUUUCGAAAUUCAGAAGGAGGCACCCAUCAGUUUCCUCGCAACCUCCCGCCACGCUGCUAUUGCCAAUAUACUAAGUGUCUUCCGAAGCAAUGAAAGCCAGUUCCUCGACAUACGUGCAUCGGAUGAAGACGUUCGCACUUACAUCGACGGACAACUCGACACCCUUCGAGCCGUUCCUUCAAAAGACUCCAAGAUGAGAGAGAGCAUCAAAGAUACUAUUGUAAAAUCAGUGGAUGGAAUAUAA